Molecule: messenger RNA, 7275 nt
Organism: Penaeus indicus
Lineage: Eukaryota; Metazoa; Arthropoda; Malacostraca; Decapoda; Penaeidae
Exons: 45
Coding region: 1-7275 (2424 amino acids)
Biological process (GO): detection of mechanical stimulus
Cellular component (GO): membrane
Molecular function (GO): calcium channel activity; calcium ion binding; protein binding
Source: RefSeq, a predicted model, not a curated record
AUGCUCCUCGACUACGGAGACGGGUCUGAGCCGCAGGUCUGGACGAGUCACCAGCUGGGGUACGACGAGUGCGUGAGGUUCGUGACUGAGAAAGGACCGAAGCUCGGCAUUCGGUCCAAGUUGAGGGACAGGGGCCCGCUGCCCGACAAGGUUAACUUUUUGGAACUGCGCGACCACCAAUACGAGUUAAAAGGCUAUUAUCAGAUGCGUCUCUUUGGCUUCAACAAACUGUCCCAGAGUAACCACACUGUCAACGCCACAGUGACUUCGAUUCCUUGCACGCCCCCUAUACUCUAUCUCAAGGACAGGGCGACACUCUUCUGGGAGCCUAAGACAAUAUGGCGAUCGAUGGAGCUUCGUGUCGAGUCAGUGUGCAAAUUGGUUUGCAACUCGACCCUCUACACGGAGAAGUUCUGGACUGGCAUCGGCAUUGACGAGGAAUGGGGUUACGAGUUGGAUAAAGUUGACAUGAAUGGAUGGGACUGCAGGACGAAGUCUAUCCUGACAGUGCCACCUCUGACACUUAACUAUGGCACUUACAGGUUUACUUACACUGUCCGCAUCACAGGUGACCCAACGGACCCCCUCGACGUGUCCCAGCCCUUCGUCAGGAGCGUCGACACCUUCGUCAGGAUCACGAGGUCGCCGCUGGUCGUCAUGAUGAACAAAGGGGGCGUGUCCAUGAUCACCUUAGGGUUCAACCAGACCAUCGUCAUCAACCCCGGGGAAUUCUCCUACGACCCUGAUUGGCCCAGUGAUAAGGCCUUCAUCUUCGAGUGGUACUGCUACCGCAUCGCCCCAGAUAACGAGACGAUCCCACGUGACAAGCGGAACUUCCCGAUAACCGACCAGAUCUCCAACCCGAUCAUGUCCCCCGACGACAUCUACGAGUACUACUUCGACAACGCGACCAACACCUCCGUUCCGGUUGAGAAGACCGAUUUCGGAGGCUGCUUCGGCGAGGGUCCAGGGCGCAUCAACAUCACGGGCGGCCUCCUGGAACUCAACACCAUGCAACUGCGCGCCACCAACUGCACGUACCGCUUCUGCGCCGUCAUGUACAAGGAGUUCCCGGCGGUGCGCAAUGAGGGGCAGUGGGACAGGGAGCCGAGGAAGGCGGAAGGCUGCAUGAACGUGGGCGUGGUUCCCGGGUCGCCGCCCCUUGUUGAGAUCAAGUGCCAGGUGCCGAAGAUGUGCCGCGUCACCGACAGAGGCACGAUCAUUAACCCCAACAGCAGAGUGGCACUGAUGGGUUCCUGCGCCGACCUGUGUUGGGGGAACCUCCUGUUCUCCUUCAAGAUAUAUGCAGUGAGAGGAGGGGUGCCGGAGAGGAUCGAGAACGACGUCGACUACAUGAUCGGGCACACGAAACCCAACAUGGUCAUCAUCAAACAACUUUUCCUAGACUUCCCCGACGUCUUAGAGUUCCACAUCAAGAUGAACGUCGUGAGAGUGAUGGACAGCGAGGUCGGCGUCGGCACCAUGUUCCUGCUGAUCAACACGCCGCCCGAGGGAGGAACCUGCACGCUCACGCCCCCGCCCAACAGGGUGCUCAUCGUCGACGAGACCACGCCCAUAGAUCCGGAGACAGGUUUUCUUCUCCGCCACGGACGAACACUCACGGAGGACUUCUACUGCGAAUGUAAGGAUUUUUACGACCAGCAGAAGGACAAGAUCGCCAAAUACAGCUUCUUUUUAAAGAACAACGAAUGGGGUUACAUCAAGAACCUCAAGUUUGGCAUCGACAACAAGGACAAAUUUGUCUUUCCUUUAGGUAACUGGACUUUUUGGGUAACGAUCGAGGAUGAGUUCGGAGCUGCCAGAAAUUAUUUUAUUGCUGGAUUCUCGACCUCACUUCCUUCAAGACUCGAGUACGAGGCUUGGACAGACAAGAAGGAGAUCUUAAGGGCAUCUGGAGAGGGGGAUCAGGCCAGGCUCAACCAGCUGCUCCAGGCCAGGACCUCCAUCAAGGGCUUCGUGCUCGAGGAUGAACCUUGGGAGACGACCACAACGACCCCGGAACCGACCUACGCCCCCGACGAGUUCUUCGAGACAACCACGAUGGACCCUGAGGAACUCGCGAGGAUCAGGGCGGAGCAAGAGGCCAAGCUGAACGAGGAACUGACCGAAAGCGCCCAGGAGAUCAAUUCCAUGAUGACACAGCUGGAGAUGAUCAACACGGACACCCUCUCGGACUGCACGCAACUCUUCUCGACCGUGUCUUCUAUCGUCGGGGAUGGGAAGACGGUCGAUAUUAAGGGGAAAGAUCUAGCUACGCAACAGGUGUGGUGUAUUGGUGUUUGGGACUGUGUGACAGGUUCUUGCCUCACAAAGGUGCUGCUGAACAUGACCAUCAGCGAUCCAGCGGAACCUGAGGCGUUUGUGAGCAACAGUAUGCAGUCUAUAUCUUCUAUGACUGCGGGCACGUCAGACAAAGUUCUCGAGGACAACAUCUUGCCGACGGACCUGAAGGCGUCUGUCGAGGGCGAGUAUUCCGAGUACGAGAACAUCGACGCCACCCUCGAGGAGCUAGGGAUUACGUUGGAGGAGGACCCUGUGGUGGAGGAGGAGGUCCUGGACGACGGACUGACCGACGAACAGAGAGAAAUACAGAACAAGAAGAAACUCGCGCUAAAGGUUCAGAAAUACCGCGCCGUGACCCAGGUGCAGAAGACGCUCUCGGCCGUGGAGCAAAUGCAGACGAAGCUCCUACAGGUGGUCUUCCCCGGAGAAGAGCCCAUUUUUGUGAACACGGAGGACGGGCUCGAGAUGACCAUGGUGAUGAUGGAAGCGAAGGAUUUAGCGGGGUACCAGCUGUGGCAGGGGGGAGGCGUCUACGAGUUCCCUGACAUCUGCGACAUCCUGAAGGAGGAGAAGGUGGAGACGGGGAACUGCUCGUCGACGGAGACCGGGAAUUAUACCGUGGGAAUCCAAGCCGUGGCCUGGCCGGUUAUUGUGCAGUCCUUCGGAGACGGCGCCAAGGAGAAGCUGAGUCGAACCACCAAGACGAUGCAGAUUCGACUCGUUCAGCGAAUAUCCGAAACCGAGAUCGAAGUCAUACCCGUGGAGGACCUGGAACCCGAACACGAAAUCAAAAUCUACGUGCCGAGAGGAGGGAGGAAGAGGGAAGGACCGAAGUUAACGGAACCGACCUUCGUGGACCCCAACCACUACCUCGAACUCGGCGUGGAGGACGAGAGUAUGCUGUGCUCCUCCUUCAACGUGAGUCGCGAGUGGUCUUCCAUCAACGUCGAGAUCACAGUGCAGAAUCCAGAGGCAAAUCUCGUCGUCUUCAUAAGGCGUCUGGAAAUGCCGACGCUGACAGAAUACGACCUGGUUGUGAAUCUGGAAGACAUCACUCGGGUUCGCAACGUGACAGAACCCAGGCUGGAACCGUACGACCCCUUCGGAAACGACACUAAUUCCUACAUCUUCCCACUCUAUGACGUGUACCUUGAAGAUGAAUUCGUGACCAACCAGACCGGUUUAUAUUACGUCUGUCUCUCCGAAUUCGCUAACCACACGGAUGAGGAGGGCUUCUGGGCCGACAGCGAGGCCUUCAACCUCACUCAGGCCAACAUCACGAAGGUGUGGAGCACGAACUACACCGUCAGGAUGUACACUUCGUCUUGUCUUUUCUUCAAGGAGGACACCAUGUCUUGGGACAGGAACGGGUGCCGGGUGUUGACGGCCAACGUGACUCACACUGUCUGUUCUUGCAACCAUCUCACGUCCUUCGCUUCAGGAUUCUUCCCACAACCUAAUGCCAUUGACUUUAAUAAGCUCCUGAACAUGAACGCGGCAGACAACCCGACCAUCAUAAUAACAAUGAUAGCAACGCUGGCAGUCUACAUAAUGCUCCUGAUCUGGGGCCGAUUCAAGGAUAAGGAAGACCUGACCAAGCUGGGAGCCACGCCCCUGCCCGACAACGACCCCAGGGACAAGGAGGAGGCGGCGACCAAGAGCAAAGUGCAGUUCAUCGUCUCGGGAGAGAAGGCCGAGACCGAAAUCAGGACCUUCGAAGACCGCGAGAGGACCAUUUUCAAGAGGAACGGCGUCGACAUCUUCGUCAUGGCCGUUCCCGAGGCCUUGGGGAACCUGCAGUUCUUGAGGAUUUGGCACGAUAACAGCGGGAAGGGAGCUGAAGCCUCGUGGUACGUUCGUUACAUCAUCUUCAGGGACGUUCAGACCGGCCAAAAGUACGAAUUCAUUGCAAAUAGGUGGUUUGCAGUUGAACACGAUGAUUGCAAGAUCGACCGUCUUAUCGGGGUUGCCGGCGAUGCCCAGCAGAAGGAAUUCAAGCAUCUUUUCGACACAAAGUCCCACAAGAACCUCUACGACGGCCAUCUCUGGUUCUCCGUCUUCGCCCGCCCCGCUCGAUCCAGAUUCACACGUGUCCAGAGGAUAACGGCGUGCAUGGCCCUCCUGUACCUGAGCAUGACAGCCAAUGCCAUGUUCGACGGGGUAGUGCCAGAAGAACCGGGCACUGGCUCUCUCAAGGUCGGGCCCUUCGCGAUGUCCCCCGCGGCGCAGUCCAUAAGAGUAGAGGGUUGCUGUGAAAGUUAUCGCGACGAUAGCCUUCACAAUCGAAGUGUCAGAGAUCCUACUAAGGCUUUCCGCAAUCCAUUAUUUGUUUACUGCGUAUCUGUUGACGUGCGUUCACCUGUCCCCUCACAGAUCGGCGUGGGCCUCCUCUCCAACCUGGUGACUUUCCCCCCCACGCUCAUAAUCAUACAGCUGUUCCGCAAAGUGUCGCCCAAGUACAAGAGAGUGUCCAGGAUUCAGAAAGCGAUGGAUAAACAACGCGCCGAGAAGAAGCGUGAGGCGGAGGAGAGGCUGAAGUGGCGGCGCCUGCGGGGGGAGGGCGACCCCCAGUUGCAGGCCGAGUCGGGGGAGGUUGGGGACAGGAAGGGCUCCCGGCCCAAGCCCAAGAUCACCAAGAAGAAGAGGAAGGAAUUGCCUUGGUGGAUGCUGUACGUGGCCUGGUUGGUCGCCAUCCUCUCCAUCGGCGCCGGCGGGUUCUUCACCUUCGCGUACGGCGUGACCUUCGGCGAGGAGAAGACGGCCAAGUGGCUCAGCUCCCUCUUCGUCUCCUUCUUCACCUCCGUCUUGCUCACUCAGCCUAUCAAGGUGUUCAUUAUGGCCAUGAUCUUCAGCGCCAUCUGCAAGUCGCCCAACGAGGAGGAGGACGACGCAGAGAACGACGAGAGGGAUCCUGAGCUCGGCGAGGACGAGGAGUGGAUGCAUGCGCUGGGGACAAGUAGUUUACUGCGUUGUGUUUUGAGGGUUAGCGUCAGGGAGGAACGAGUCAAGAAGAAAGCGGAGUACAAACCCGUGGACGAGAAACAGCUGAAGGCCGCGCGAGACCAGCGCAAGAAGGAAAUCAAGAUGUGGGAUAUUAUUUACGACAUCGGCGCCUACUCCUUCUUCAUCUGGAUCGUCCUCAUCCUCAGCCACGGCAACAGGGACCCCAACAGCUUCCUCAUGACGGAGGAACUGACUAACAACUUCGUCUUGGCUUCUCUCGAGACCUACUCUCCGGAUAUCAAUCUCUAUGACGUUCAGAACUGCUCGUACUUCUACCACUGGAUGAAGGUCGUGUUCCUGGAGGAGAUUCUCAUGAACGACAACUACCACGGCAGACUGGAGCCCAAACAUGACAACACCAAGAUGCUUCAUGACCGUGUUAACCUGUUGCUGGGUUACGCCACGCUCAGACAAGUGCGAAUUGAAGAAAAGACCUGCAAAGUUCCCAAGCAGAUCCGCAGCGUGACCAACGAGUGCCGCGACAAGUCCUCCAUCGUGGACGAGGAGAAGAGGGACUUCGACGUCGGGUGGAAGCCCUUGCCGGAGAGGAAGAGGCCCCAGGAGGAGUACACGUAUCGCGGCGCCUUGGAGCUCGAGGGCGUCCCCUUCUGGGGGUCGGUGGACGUGUACGGGGCGGGAGGAUACGUCGUUAAGCUAAUAGGCAGCAAGGAGAAGCUCAAGGCCAAGAUAGAGCAGCUGGAGAGGGACGGCUGGAUGGACGAGCGAACCAGGGCCGUCUUCGUCGAGUUUUCCCUGUACAACGCGCAGGUCAACCUCUUCGCUGCCUGUCGGAUCGUCAUGGAGCAAGGGCCCGAGGGCGCCCUCCACGCCUUCGUCAAGUUCAACCCCAUUAAGCUCCUCCGCUACAGCGAGGGCUUCGGUCUCUUCGUCAUGAUCUGCGAGGGCGUCUUCAUCCUCUUCAUCGUCUACUACACCUACUGCGAGCUCAAGGGGAUGUGCAGGGACAAGCGGCAGUACUGGAACGACCCUUGGAACUACCUCGAACUGGUAGUUGUUGGCCUUGGCUGGAGCGCCAUUGCCUUCUAUGGGAUACGAACCGUGUUGGGCGUCUCCAUCGUCAACAAAUUCAAGGAGACGGGCGGCAGCGGUUACAUUAAGCUCGAGUACGCAGCUUCCAUCGACGAGAUCUUCCUGUACAUCAUCAGCUUCAUGGUUUUCUUUUCGACGCUAAAAUUCAUCAAGCUACUCAAGUUCAACAAGCGGAUGGGGCUCCUGACGUCGACGCUGAAGCAGUGCGCGUCGGACCUCUCGGGGUUCAUGAUCGCCUUUCUGUUGUCCUUCUUGGCGUUCGCGCAGCUGUUCUACCUGAUGCACAACGGGAGCCACAUCGACUUCAAUAAUUUCGUGUCCGCUGUGGAGGCGACGUUCGCGGCGAUGUUAGGUAAAUUCGACUACGAAGGGAUGGUGAACUCCUCCCCAAAGCUGGGCCCGAUCACUUUCUUCAUCUUCGCCUUCUUCAACAGCAUCAUCAUGAUCAACUUGCUUCUCACACUUGUCAUCAGGAGCUUCGAAGAGAUCAAGAACAAUCUUCUGAAGCAAAGCAAUGAGUACGAGAUCGUGGACUUCAUGAUGAACAAAGCAAGAGCCGCUGUCGGUCUGGCGCCCAAGAUCAGUUUCGUGGGUCCUUUGAAGGCCACCACGGAGGAACCAGAGGAAACACCGAAGACGACCGAAGAAUUCCCAGAGAAAGUGGACCAGCUUCUUUCUUACAUCAACGACUUUUACUUCGAAUCGAAGCUCGAUUUCAACAACAAAGAGUGGCUGAAGCAGAUAUCGACGGUGAGGAAAAAAAUCACGGUCGAACAUCCUCCGGACUCCAUUCAGGUUGGCACGGUAAAGGCGCCUCUGCCCGUCAAAGGGCGUCGUCAAGCAAAGGAAACGCCCCCAUGUGUCCCUCAACUCUCGAGCUGGACGAAGUCUAAGUUGGUCGCUGAGAACAAGAGUUAA